Molecule: messenger RNA, 1162 nt
Organism: Talpa occidentalis (Iberian mole)
Lineage: Eukaryota; Metazoa; Chordata; Mammalia; Eulipotyphla; Talpidae
Gene: OGFOD2
Product: 2-oxoglutarate and iron dependent oxygenase domain containing 2
Exons: 7
Coding region: 2-1054 (350 amino acids)
Molecular function (GO): oxidoreductase activity, acting on paired donors, with incorporation or reduction of molecular oxygen; iron ion binding; L-ascorbic acid binding
Source: RefSeq, a predicted model, not a curated record
CAUGGCGACGGCGGGGGCCCCGCGGCGCUUCUGCCGCUGCGCCUGCUUCUGCUCCGAGAACCUGUACUCGGCGCGCUACGGCCUGCACGUGCGCUUCCGGGGCGAGCAGCAGCUGCGCCGCGACUACGGCGCGGUGCUGCGCAGCAGAGGCUGUGUCAGCCCCCUGGACUUCCAGCAGCUGUUGGAAGAGCUGCAACAGGAGGUUCAGCGGCGGCAGCGGCUGGGGCAGGAAUCAGCUGCCAGGAAAGCCCUCAUCGCCAGCUCCUACCGCCCGGCGAGGCCUGACAUCUACCACUCGCUGCAGGAUGGGGCCUUGGCCCCCGAGUUUCUGGCUGCGACUGAGUAUAGCACAUCACCAGGUGCAAACCUCCAGGGCCUUCUUCAACGGCUGGAGACUGUGUCAGCAGAGAAGCGCAUCUACCAGCUGCCUGUGUUCACAGCGUCCUUCUGCCAGGCCCUGCUGGAGGAGCUGGAGCACUUCGAGCAGUCGGACAUGCCCAAGGGGCGACCUAACACCAUGAACAACUAUGGGGUGCUGCUGCAUGAGUUGGGCCUGGAUGAGCCGCUGGUGACGCCGCUGCGGGAGCGCUUCCUGCAGCCACUGAUGGCCCUGCUCUACCCGGACGGUGGCGGGGGCCGGCUGGACAGCCACCGUGCCUUCGUGGUCAAAUACGCGCCAGACCAGGACCGUGAGCUGGGCUGUCACUACGAUAACGCCGAGCUCACCCUCAAUGUGGCCCUGGGCAAGGCCUUCACGGGGGGCGCCCUCUACUUCGGGGGCUACUUCCAGGCGCCUUCAGCCCUGGCCAAGCCCCUGGAGGUGGAGCAUGUGGUGGGCCAGGGUGUCCUGCACCGAGGCGGCCAGCUGCACGGGGCCCGGCCCCUGGGUACCGGUGAGCGCUGGAACCUCGUGGUCUGGCUCCGGGCCUCUGCCGUGCGCAACCACCUCUGCCCCAUGUGCUGCCGGAAGCCUGAGCUGGUGGACGACGAGGGCUCCGGCGACGGCUUCACCCGGGAGGAGCCCGCCACGGUGGAUGUGUGUGCGCUGACUUGAGUCUGGUGGGGGCCAGCGGGGGUGGCGCGGUGGGUGAGGGCUCUGCCCCCUUGGGUCUCACGGGGCAGAAAUAAAACUACCUGCAGCCCUUGGCACUUGUUGGCUCAA